AUGUAUUCUGACUUAGGAAGACAAUAUAUCUCAGAAACUUGGAGAAAUUAUCUUAAUACAAAGGGUAUUGAAUUUUGCCUAAAUUCUGCCUAUAAUCCACGGGAAAAUGGAAUCUCUGAUAGACUUAAUCAGUUUAUUGGAUUUGCUAUGAAAUUGUAUGAUAUGAGAGAUGAUGAUGAAUUAUAA
Messenger RNA from Hepatospora eriocheir, 186 nucleotides. The record is from the annotation of a GenBank genome assembly. Lineage: Eukaryota; Fungi; Microsporidia; Hepatosporidae.